Molecule: messenger RNA, 387 nt
Organism: Suillus paluster
Lineage: Eukaryota; Fungi; Basidiomycota; Agaricomycetes; Boletales; Suillaceae
Exons: 4
Coding region: 1-387 (128 amino acids)
Source: RefSeq, a predicted model, not a curated record
AUGGAUGCAUUUUUGUACGUUUCUCUCCUGCACUUCAAGCGAGUCCACGGCGCUGAGAAGAGAUAUACGUUGCUGGAGAAGAUAGACUCGACUCCUGGACUUGACCCGUCUAAGAUCGGACCUACUGUGAGGCAGAAUAAGGGAUUCACAUAUAACCCCGGCUUACCCUCGUGCAGCGGGAAAGAUAUCACUCCCAUCGAGUAUCCUAACCUUCUUCGACCUCGGAGGACACCGCGUUAUCCAACACGCAAGACCGAGAGAGGCUGGGAAGUCUUUAACUCAGUCCCCCCCUCCCUCGUCGUCGUCAACACACAAGACUCCCCGAAAGCCUCUCAGCAACAGAGAUUAGACAGGAUUAUGAAGAAUGAGAUCAAAGGAGGAGCGUGA